Molecule: messenger RNA, 3300 nt
Organism: Chanos chanos (milkfish)
Lineage: Eukaryota; Metazoa; Chordata; Actinopteri; Gonorynchiformes; Chanidae
Product: NACHT, LRR and PYD domains-containing protein 3-like
Exons: 14
Coding region: 1-3300 (1099 amino acids)
Biological process (GO): innate immune response; regulation of apoptotic process; inflammatory response
Cellular component (GO): cytoplasm
Source: RefSeq, a predicted model, not a curated record
AUGGAUGGGCAUGUUAUCAUCGAGGCCCCUCCAUCCAGCGGGUCCUCGUAUUAUAACUAUACGGGGACAUUCUCCAUCGUCCUCCUUGCCAUUGCAGAUGCAUGGUGGACGUGCAUUGAGGCGCACACAGAGGAGUGGACACUGAAGUGCGGCCUGUAUACACAUUUUCAGUUUUGUGGAGAGAAUUUCAAGAGUCCAGACUCAGAUGAGCAGUUUGAUGCUCUGCUGUCUUUCCUGAGCUCUGUGUCUGGUCUGAAGAAGGUGGAUCUGAAUGUGAACAGUCUGACUCAGAGCUGGGCUUCCAGGAUCCUCUCCCUCAUCCAGACCUGCCCCAGUCUACAGGACAUCAGUUAUAAAGCUGUUGAAGAUGCUCGAUUUGUGGAUGAGCACAGGGCGGAGCUUAUCCAGAGGGUUACCGUGGUGAUGCCCCUGGCAGAUGAGCUGCUGUCACUGGGCAUGCUCCAUGAGGAAACGUACACACAGAUCAGUGCAGCCAGGACCAGUCAGGAGAAAAUGAGGGAACUCUUUACUGCACUGCACUCUGGAGGAGACAGAGUCAAAUCUACCUUUUACCAUGUCCUGGAAAGACUUGAGCCACACCUGCUCCAAGACCUGGACCUGAACUCAGUGAGCCUCAAGAACAAGGAGUUGGUCAGAAAUGAGUAUGCAUAUGUGACAGAGUAUAACUCCCUCCCUGGUGAACAUGUGCUGCUGACUGACCGCUACACUGAGCUGCUGAUCAUUCAGAGACACAGAGAACAGAGUGAGAGAGAGAAAGAGAUUCGCUCCAGAGGAAAGGAGUUCUUCAGUGCCAGAGACAGUGAGAAGUACAUCAACAUCACUGUGGGAAAGUUUUUCAGUGCAGAUGAUCAUGGACUCAUUCCAAAAGCAGUUGCUCUCCAGGGAAACUCUGGAAAUGGCAAAUCCUUCACUGCACAGAAGAUUAUGUUGGACUGGGCAUCUGGUAAACUCUAUGCAGAGAAUUUUGAUUUUAUUUUUCAACUGAAGUGUAAAGAGUUUAACCGAGUCUCUGGGGAGAAGAGUCUGGUGGAGCUCCUGAGAUGCAGUCAGAGUUUAAGACCAGCACAGAUCUCACAGAUAUUACAGCACUCACCAGAGAGAGUUCUCUUCCUCAUAGACGGCUUUGAUGAACUCAAACUCUCACAAGACAACAUGUCCAACCUGUCUCUGCCCACUGAUGUCCAAACUCCAGCCUCACCUGAGUCCACUCUGAAAGCCCUGCUGAGUGGACACCUGCUGCCUGAGUCCUUCCUGCUGGUCACCACCAGGUCUACAGCUACAGACACACUGAGCAAGCUGCUCAAAAAACCCCAGCGUUUCACAGAGAUUAUGGGCUUCUCUGAGAGGGGGGUGGAGGAGUACUUCCAGAGGUUCUUUAAAGAUGAUCAGCUCUUACAGACACAGGCAUAUGAGCAUGUGAAGGCAAAUGAAACCCUCUUCACUGCCUGCUUCAUCCCUGUGAUCUGCUGGAUCAUCUGCACAGUUUUCAGGGAGAGACACAAAGAUGGCAAACAUUCAGUGCAUGAUUUGGAAACAACCACCUCCAUAUAUGUUGACUUUGUGUCCACUCUACUGGAUCACCACUGCCAGGGUUUGAGUCAGUCUGUCCCCAGCCUGCUGAGGAGUCUGGGCCAGCUGGCAGAGAGAGGGAUGCUGGAACAGCAAGUCCUGUUUGAUCAGAAGAGUGUUUCAGAGACAGUCUCAGAUCCUGCUAACAUUCCAUUCCUGUGUAAAUUUCUCUUCAGGAGGAAAAUCCGCCAAGAGACAAUGUUCAGUUUCAUGCAUCUCAGUUUUCAGGAGUUCUUCACUGCUCUUUACUAUGUCCUGAUUAGCGAAAAAGAGUCUCAAAUGAAAGUGACAGAUUUGCUUCAAACUUUAAAGACAUCAAGGUUUAUAAACAUUGAGUUGCUGUCCCUCCUGCCAGUGAUCCAGUUUCUCUGUGGUCUGUCCAAUACAGAAGUGAGCAGCUCUCUCAUGGAGUCACAGAGUCUGUCUGUUUCUGUCACUAUCCAAGACCAAAUAAAGGAAUGGAUCCUUAACUUCCUUGAGGAAAGGGGCAUGUCUUUGAUUUCUUAUAUGGAUUUGUUCAUCCUUCAUUGUCUCUAUGAGCUCCAUGAAGAGGACAUUGUGAGGAAAGCUGUGAGGAGCUGGGAAAACAUUAAUUAUAUUCGUACUCCCCUGAGGAGGACAGACUGUUGGGUGCUGCAGUACUGUCUGCAGUUCUGUCCACACAUCAGAAAACUCUGUUUUAUAAAUUGCAGUCUGACACCAGAGAAACUGGAGAUUCUUCAGCCUGCAGUGUGCAGGAGUGAGGAGUUAGAGUUGGAGGUGGAGAACCUGUCAGAUGAUGAUGUUGGUGUUCUGGUCUCAGCUCUGGGAGAAGGAAAAGACUUGCAUUUCCUAGUACUGUGGAACAGUGUUCUGUCAGAUCAGGGUGUGCAACAGAUCCUGAACUCUCUCAACAGACAGAAGUCUGUGGGUAUACUUUACCUCAAAGUGAAGGCCAUCACUGUCAACACUGCUGUUAUAAUCACAGAAUUUAUCCAGAAUAAACUGAAUAUAGAGAAAUUAAGUGUUGAGGUGUAUGAAGACAGUGAUUUCAGACUCAACUUAUCUCUCGAUAAGUCAGCCAGUGACAGAGACCUCAGUUGCCAAGUGGUGGAUGAGCAGUUGCAUGAUCUGCUGUCUAUCAUGAACUCUAUGCCUGGUCUGAGGGAGGUGUAUCUGGAGGUGAACAGACUGAAUAAGAGCAGGGCUGUCAGGAUCCUCUCCCUCAUCCAGACCUGCCCCAGACUACAGGACAUCAGGUGGACAUGCACUAAAACCUCAGACCAGUGCACUCUCAAUAACGACUGCAACCUAAAAGUGAAUCUUCAGUUGUGUGGAGAGAGUUUUAAUUUCACAGAGUUUGAUGAGCAGUUCCAUGGUCUGCUGUCUUUCCUGCACUCUGUGCCUGGUCUGAAGGAGGUCCAUAUGACUGUGUGGAGACUGACUGAAAGCUACGCUGCCAGAAUCCUCUCCCUCAUCCAGACCUGCCCCAGUCUACAGAACAUCAGUUUUAAAGCUGUUGAAUAUGAGGAAGGUUUUUUGCUGGAGGAGGGACUCAGGUUACUGCAGCACUCUCAGAUACGUCCAGACUGCACUCUGACUGUUGAAGGGUUGAGAUGCACUAAACCCACUGACCAGUGCACAGAACUGAGACAGUGGGGACAAGACUGCAACCAGAAAGUGAAGCUUCCGUUCUGUGGAGACCAGCAUCAAGCCCUAGAUCUCCACUGA